Ananas comosus (pineapple) is the source of this 4098-nucleotide messenger RNA. Its product is annotated as pentatricopeptide repeat-containing protein At5g65560-like. Lineage: Eukaryota; Viridiplantae; Streptophyta; Magnoliopsida; Poales; Bromeliaceae. The record is from RefSeq and is a predicted model, not a curated record. The transcript has 7 exons. Bases 153 to 2855 code for a protein of 900 amino acids. Gene Ontology annotation, molecular function: protein binding.
UCCUCUCCUCUCCUAAGUUUUUACUCUCCAACCCCCCUCUCUCUCUCUCUCUCUCUCUCUCUAAAGCCGUGGCCUUAAACCUGCCCACGUUCUCUUUCUCUCUUCUUCUUCUUCUUCUUCUUCUUCUUCCCACGGCCAUACUCCAUGAGAAGAUGAAACCCUACUCCAUCGCCUCCACCUCCCCUCUCUCCCUCCUCCGCAAACCGCCGCACCCACCUCCCCUCCUCCUCCUCUCGCAUUCCCUCUGCUCGCUCUCCCCCAACGCAGACCACGGAGAGGACCCCUCCUUCCUCGCCUCCAAAGCCCUGGAGAUCCUCUCCCUUCCCCGGUGGAGAGAUAGCCCCGACCUCGCCCGCCUCGCCCCGGCCCUCCUCCCGCACCACGUCUCGCGGAUCAUCGGAUCCCACCGCGACGCCGCGAGGGCGUUGGAUUUCUUCAACUGGGUCUCUCAGAGGCAUUUCGUCAAACAGGACUUGGGCUGCUACUUCGCGCUGCUCGACCGGCUCGUCGCCGCUCGGAUGCUCGCGGCCGCCGGGAGGGUCCGGAUCCAGAUGAUCAAAUCGUGCCGGAGUAGGCAGGAGCUGACGCGGGCGAUCGAUUUCUUGGAUGUUAUUAGCAAAAGGGGCCUCAAUUUGGGUCUCUUCAGCUAUACUACGUUGUUAAUUCAAUUGGGUAGAUUUGAUAUGGUCGGGGUUGCAAUGAAUCUCUACCACCAGAUGUUGAGGAAUGGCAUCGAGCCCAAUCUCUUGACCUUCAAUACCGUCAUCAAUAUUUUGUGUAAGAAUGGGAAGAUCAAGGAGGCUGGGUUGAUUCUAAGUAGGAUUUUCCAGUGCAAAAUGAAGCCCGACACGUUCACUUUCACAUCCUUAAUGCUGGGUCAUUGCCGGAACCGCGAUCUGGAUUCAGCUUUUCGAGUCUUUGAUCAGAUGGUUAAUGAUGGCUGUGAACCUAAUUCAGCUACGUACUCUACACUGAUCAAUGGGCUAUGUGACGUAGGGAGAGUUGAUGAGGCAUUGGAUUUGAUGAACGAGAUGCCGGAGAGAGGUAUUGAGCCGACGGUCUACACGUACACUUUGCCGAUUGUCGUUCUUUGUAGCUUUGGACGCAUCAGGGAUGCGUCCAAUCUGUUUGUUGGAAUGCAAAAGAGAGGGUUGUUGCCGAAUGUUCAGACUUAUACGGCACUCAUUAGCGGGCUAUGCAGAUCGGAUUGGCUUGAAAUAUCAAUUGGUUUGUUUAAUAAGAUGGUGAGGGAUGGUUUGGUCCCAAGUACAGUAACCUAUAAUGCUUUGAUCAAUGGAUUGUGCGAUAACAGGAAAAUCGAUUUGGCUUUAAGAAUUUUCGAUUUGAUGGAGAUGAGAGGUUGCUUGCGGAAUUCCCUAACAUACAACGAGAUGAUAAAAGGGCUCUGUUUAGUGGAAAAGAUUGAAAAGGCGAUGGUUCUCUUUCAUAGGAUGCUAACAGUUGGCCCUUCAGCAAACCAAGUGACAUAUAACACUGUAGUAAAGGGAUAUUGUAACUUAGGCAAUCUUAAUAAUGCCCUUAGGGUGGUAGAUCUUAUGAAGGAACAUGGGUGCAAGCCUGAUGAGUGGACAUAUACUGAACUUAUUUGUGGGUUUUGUAAAGGAGGGAAGUUGGAAUUAGCUUCUAAGACCUUUGAAGAAAUGGUCCUCCAUGGUUUGAAUCCCAAUGAGGUAACUUAUACGGCUAUUAUAGAUGGUUACUGUAAGGACGGGAAAAUAGACAUUGCCUUGUCCUUGCUUGAAAAGAUGGAUAGAAGUGGUUGUAAACCAAAUGUGCAAACUUACAAUGCCAUAAUUAAUGGUUUAUCCAAGCAGAAUCAAUUGGCUGAAGCUCAGAGAUUAAGUAGAGAGAUGGUUCACGAGAAGCUCUUUCCUAACAUCGUUACUUAUACCGCAUUAAUUGAUGGUUUGUGUAAGAACGGUGCUACAUCCUUAGCACUAAAAAUAAUGGAAGAAAUGAAGGAGCGAGGGUGUUCACCUAAUCUUCAUACUUAUAGUGCUCUUUUAUGUGGUUUAUGCCAAGAAGGUAAUAUUGAGGAGGCCGAGAAGAUGUUUGCAUCGCUCGGCGAAAAAGGGUUGGUUCCUGAUCACGUUACAUAUACUUCAAUGAUUGACGGUUAUGCUAUGAUUGGUAGAGUUGAUCUUGCUUUAGAAUUCUUUAGGCAAAUGAUUGGUUCUGGGUGCAAGCCCAACUACCAGACGUAUGGUGUUCUAGUUAAAUGCUUGCUUAUGGAACACCAAAUAAUGGAUCAGAAACUUGCUGCUUUGCCAAAUUCAGUUUCCAGUUUUAGUUAUAGUGAGAAGGUUAUUAACAACGAGUUGGUUUCUAACUUGUUAGCUAAGUUAGAAGAGUUUGGAGUUGAAUUGACAAUUGAUGUAUAUAGAAUGAUAGCAAGUGGUUUAUGUAGAGAAGGAAGAUGGUUUGAGGCAUAUCAGUUGGUCAGUAGUAUGAUUGACCAAAAGUUAUCACCAGAUGGGGAGAUAUAUAAUUCUUUGCUACAAGUACUUGCAAGUAACUUAGAAGUAGAUCUUGCGUCAGAAAUUUUCGAUAAGAUGACUGCUCAAGGCUUUGAGCUGCAUCUAACUGGCUAUAAAGCACUAAUAUGUGCUUUAUGCAAAGUUGGCAGGACAUCAAAAGCCCAAAGUAUAUUUCGAAACAUGCUCGCACAGCUUUGGAAUCCUGAUGAGAUCGCAUGGACCAUCCUCAUUGAUGGACUGAUGAGGGGAGGACAUCAAGAUUUAUACAUGACAUUUCUUCACAUUAUGGAAACUAAUGAUUGUAAACCUAGUUUCCAUACAUAUGUUAUCCUAGCGAGGGAAACAUCCAAAGAAUAGUUGAUUGAAAUAUUUUCAGUUCUCAACACACUGAUGAUAUGAGGAUCACGAAUGUGUGUGGCUCAAUAAUCAAGCUAUAUGCUCUGGCAUUAGAGAUGUGGAAUUUUGAACUGGAGGAUAUUUAUUUGGGGAAGAGAUGAUGGCUGAGUGAAUUGAUUAGACACUUUUGCCAUUCGCCAGAAGUGAACUUCUUCUGUCUAUUCAACUUCCUGACCUGUAUAAGUGGUGAUGGAGUGAACUGUUGCCAAGUUGGAGCUAACUGUUGCCAAGUUGGAGCUAAACACAUGAAAAGUUCUUGUGUCAUCCUAAUCAGAAUGUUCCCAUUCAAGGAGCUUGUGAAGUUUGGGUUGGAAUUAUUUGAAGCGUUACUGGAUGAACUGCAUCCCCAGGUUAGAUGGGGACAUAUCUUAACACAAUUCUGAAGAAGCAUGGGAAGAAGCUAUCAAUCAGCAUUCAUUGGAUACAGUUUUUUUGAAAAAAGUUGGUCCUUGUAUGCACUUCAAUAAUUUACUUCUUGAAUUUUUUAGAUUUGGGACAACCAGCCGUUGAGAAGAUGUAGUUAUGCUAACCUCGUCCCAAAUUUCACAUUUUCACCUAACUAUUCUGUCAACUGACACAAGCUCAUUAUAGAGAACUCUUGCCAGGUUACUUUUGUUACGCCAAUAUUUGAUUGGAGAUGCUUCCAUAUUUGUCAGGUGUUCUUCUCUCUAUGAACUAUUUCGACUGGUAGAGGAGAUUAAAUUGUAAAGAAUGGUAGUUUCCUCAGACCAUCUGACACAGAAGGUGUUAUGGGAGCAUCAUUGAGUGUGAUGAUUAGGACUUCUUUAAAUGCCUUGAUGGUGUAAGUUGAAGCUGUAGAAUGUCAUCUGUUAAAGAAACUUAGUAGGUGGCGAGUGAGGUUUUGGGAAGAAGGACAGGUAGCUUGGGAUAAUUUCAUGAAUCGUUAUCAGAAAGAUUGAUUAUGAUAUUUAUGGUUAUCAGGAAAAUUAAUUAUGACAUUUAUGAUUAUUUAAAUGUGUCUUUGUAAUAUUAUUACUUUUUGCAGGCAUAUAAAAUUGAAAAUUACUUUACCUACUUAAAUCUCUUUACAUAGGUUAGAAAAUGUAAUAAGCAGGUUGGGUUAAGUUGACCAAGCUCUCUCAUAGCUUUGUUUUGCGGGGUGCUACUAAUAGAACUAAUUUUGUUAUUAAUAGGUAAAUUUACAAUCAUUAUUUACCGAUUAAAUUUGAUCAUAUUGAAUCAA